GGCGCGCGGUCGGGGAUCGCGGGGCGCAACACGGAUUGCGGUUUGCGCGAACGAAACGGAACAUUCAGCUCUCUCUCUCUCUCUAUCUCUCGCGCUGCGGACUUCUCACUCCCUUGCUCGGGCCGUCAAGAGAUUCAACUCAGAAGCAACAUCGGCAGCCUCGAAUUUGAUGGUACAUAUAUUCAGGGGUUCCCGGAGGGUGAUGUGGUAGUGGGACGGCGGCGGGACGGAGAGAGUCAAACCCCGUCAACAACCCUGCUAGCGGCAGCAGCAGCAACAGCUUCGUCGUCGUCGUCGUCGUGUAUUAUAUAGAAGGAGAUUUAAUGUACGCACUGUACGGGGUCUACGGUGCUACGGGGGGCAUCAAUAAAGUAGCUACUAGUGUAGGUUUUCUCUUUUGGUGUAGGCUGUCUCGUUCUCGCUGGUGGGAUGGGAGAUUAGGCUGUCUCGCUCGCUCUCUCGCACGCUCGGUUUCGUGUAUCGCGGUUAAGUACAGUAGAUGUCUGCAGUUUCCAGUUCGCAGCUACUAUGCCAGAAAGUCUUUUGACUUCUGUUACUAGCAAACGCUCGCAACACUCGUUCCAAGUCCAGCGUACUAAACAGGCCGUUUUUUGGUAGCCGCGUUGGCCACCUCUUCCUAUACGGUAUUCUCCGAUCAUAACUUUUAAACUUUUCGGGUUACCCGAUUGACUCUCCGUCGUCGUCGUCGUUGUCGUCGUCGGCAGUUUCGUCGCUCUUGCGCGCAACCUCCUGCCCGUAGCCUGUAGCGUUCGGUCUCCGGGGCCGUCUCUCGCGCCGCGCGCCGUUGUGCUGCUUAUUUCGGUGUGUAUUAUUGCUGCCGUGUGUUGCCUGUGCCUGCCUGCCUGCCUGGCUAUUGCUCUUGGAGAGUUCGUCUCAUCAUCUUCAUCUGCGCGCGCCACUGCAGCCGAAUCAACCGAAGUUCGUCGUCGACCCCGUCGUCGUCUACCUUCAAGUGCUCAGGAAGAUCAAUUUAGCGUCAUAAUAGCGAUACGCACAGAAGCGUUCGGAAGUUAUAUUACAUCGGCGAUAUUAUUAACUCUCACAGCUUCGCGGACCGCGCUGGAGUUCGGGAGCAGUUCGGGAAUAGUCGCUUUCUCCGGUGGAUGUGCUGUACCGUCAACGGAACCGUUCUAAGGAAUAAUCCCUGCGAGAAAAUAAGUGAUUUUGAAUGGUUUCUCAUUCGAUAAAGUGACUUCAAUGAUACCUGGUGUCGAAGGUGAAGCGAUUGUGAUACACAGGAAGAGUUCCAUCCAGAGUGUUCAGCUGGAAAGGUGUUUCGACGAGCGAGAGUCAUCGAUGCGCAACGGAUCCUGUAAUCAAACGUCAACAAUCCUGUGAUUGCUUGCUGUAGACGUCGUUCAAGAGUUUGAUCGUAGAAGCGACUACAGCCCCUCCCUUGGUAGGACCCCCAAAAACGGUGGUGACUAAUCCGAAGAGUAAGCAGAUAUCAUCAUAAACAAAAAAAAACCAAUCAGAAAAAAACCACUCAUUUUCACACCAACAAUCACCGCAACCCAUCCAGUCAAAACCCUCAAACAAAAAAAAAACCACCACACACAAACCAACCAACCAAAAUGUUCGCGGUGAUGCGAAUUGACAAUGACGACCGUAGGUCCGACUUCCGCCGCAAGAUGCGGCCAAAGUGCGAGUUUGUGUGCAAGUACUGCCAGCGCCGGUUCACCAAGCCGUACAACCUGAUGAUCCACGAGCGCACCCACAAGAGCCCGGAGGUGACGUUCUCCUGCGAGGUGUGCGGCAAGUACUUCAAGCGACAGGACAACCUCCGCUCCCACCGAUGUACCCAGUGUGUUUGGCGGUAAGCAUCAACAUCUUUAACAAACAAAAAAAUAUACACACAAAACAGACGUAUACAACACGAAAGAAAGAAAAAAGACAACCACUUCAGAGUAUCAAUUAGGAUGAAGAGAGAGAAAAAUGUUAAGGUGGACAUCAAGCGAAAAAAAGUUAAAUGAUUGUAUGAAACACGAUAAAGUUUGCCAUUUUGUGUACUAAAUCGAACUAUGUUAACUUAAGUUAAACAGAAAAUCAGAAUUAAUGGCAUCCCAAUAGGAAAAUGUAAGGGAGAAUGCCAAUUGCCAUGCAGAUUUAGCUAUCAAGAAUUCAGUUCAGAAAUAAUGCCUAAAAAUAGCGGCUUUUGUGUAAACAUUCGAGGUACACUUAUGUAAGUAGAAUUGACCAAUGUUGCCUAAUUUUGAGGUAUCCAUGUUUUUAAGCAGUCGUAAAUCAACCCACAUCAACGCACGUAACACGAAUCCACGAACGAGGAGAAAAAGAAGAAAAAGAAGCUGUAAAUUUAUGCACGACAACAUUGAAUUUUUAUUAGGAUAUUUCGUUUCGGCAAACAAACGCGACCACACAACAACAGACUUCUUGUUUUUGGUCUUCCUUCAAAAAGGAAGGAUUUUGGUUUGACUUAGUUUUGGCGGUGUCACGGCUAUUUCGAACUGAAAAUGGACAAAUUUCGACAGACAUGCUAGAAAAUGACAUUUGCUUGACUGACAAUUUUAGGUUCUUUUCAUACCUGCAAAAUUUUUAAAUAUCUUCCAAAAUUACAUAUUUUUUUACACACUGGAAAAUAAUAUUUUGAAGUUCUAAUUUGAAAAAAGUAGACAUUCCUCUUUGUUUUGAUUUUUGUUAACAAGUAUUUUCGAAAAAAAAAAGAAUUCUGCAAGUAUGGAACACCUCUCACGACGUCCA
Molecule: messenger RNA, 2739 nt
Organism: Culex pipiens pallens (northern house mosquito)
Lineage: Eukaryota; Metazoa; Arthropoda; Insecta; Diptera; Culicidae
Gene: drm
Product: protein drumstick
Exons: 3
Coding region: 1596-1841 (81 amino acids)
Biological process (GO): embryo development; embryonic pattern specification; embryonic hindgut morphogenesis
Cellular component (GO): nucleus
Molecular function (GO): RNA polymerase II transcription regulatory region sequence-specific DNA binding; DNA-binding transcription factor activity, RNA polymerase II-specific
Source: RefSeq, a predicted model, not a curated record